AUGUUAGUCGGAAUACACCAUGUGGUUAUGUACGAAGGAACCACGGCCGACACGCCUGCAGACCCAACCACCACGAGCACAGACACUGGCACUACCAAUGCCACAGCCACGGCUACCAACACCAACAGCACAAAAACCGAUGCUGCCAACCAAGCACUGACGAAGAAACUAAUAGCUUUGGAAAAGGAUUUGACCCAGAAUUUGAAAUACACGGGCACUACGAAUGCGCCAGGUCCACUUCAGGUCGAAGCAAACAGCACG
Messenger RNA from Sphaeroforma arctica JP610, 261 nucleotides. RefSeq lists its product as hypothetical. The annotation marks the transcript as partial. The transcript is spliced from 2 exons. The record is from RefSeq and is a predicted model, not a curated record. NCBI's taxonomy places the organism in Eukaryota, Ichthyosporea, Ichthyophonida.